AGGUGAUUGGUCGGCCCGGGGGCGGCAGCGGCGGCGGCGGCGGCGGCGGCGCAUGCGACGGUCACCUCGGUUUGGGUGAGUCCGUGGGUUCGAGCCCGGGCCCCGCCAGCUGCCGAGUUGCCUCUCGGUGCCGGGCUGUGACUCCCUCUGGCCGGCCCUGCACUCUGGCCUCCCGGGGCGUCAUCUGGAGGCAUAGAGCCAGGCCGGGGACUCCUUUUGGGAGAGUUUCCGUUCUUCUAUUCCGUGCUGUCCGACCAGGACCCCUCAGGGACUUUUGUGGGGCAGGGGCGAAUCACGCAUGGUCUAGACCCCAUGCCUAGAAAAAGGCAGUGCGGGGCAGCGGCGGCGCGCACGGCCGAGUGAAGCAGAUAGCGUCCCCGGGGCUGGAGCCCGGUAGCAGGGGUAGGGAAACGCGGAGGCUGCCAGGAUGCGGACCCAGGGGACGCGAGGGAAGAUGGAAGAGUUGAGUCAAGCCCUGGCUAGUAGCUUUUCUGUGUCUCAAGAUCUGAACAGCACAGCUGCCCCACACCCCCGCCUAUCCCAGUACAAGUCCAAGUACAGUUCCUUGGAGCAGAGUGAGCGCCGCCGGCGGUUACUGGAACUGCAGAAAUCCAAGCGGCUGGAUUAUGUGAACCAUGCCAGAAGACUGGCUGAAGAUGACUGGACAGGGAUGGAGAGUGAGGAAGAAAAUAAGAAAGAUGAUGAAGAAAUGGACAUUGACAUUGUCAAGAAGUUACCAAAACGCUAUGCUAAUCAGUUGAUGCUUUCUGAGUGGUUAAUUGACGUUCCUUCAGAUUUGGGGCAGGAAUGGAUUGUGGUUGUGUGCCCUGUUGGAAAAAGAGCCCUUAUCGUUGCCUCCAAGGGUUCUACCAGUGCCUACACGAAGAGUGGCUACUGUGUCAACAGGUUUUCUUCACUUCUGCCAGGAGGCAACAGGCGAAACUCAACAGCAAAAGACUACACCAUUCUAGAUUGCAUUUACAGUGAGGUAAACCAGACCUACUACGUUCUGGAUGUGAUGUGCUGGCGGGGACACCCUUUUUAUGAUUGCCAGACUGAUUUCCGAUUCUACUGGAUGCAUUCAAAGUUACCAGAAGAAGAAGGACUGGGAGAGAAAACCAAGCUUAAUCCUUUUAAAUUUGUGGGGCUAAAGAAUUUCCCUUGCACUCCCAAAAGCCUGUGUGAUGUGCUAUCUAUGGAUUUCCCUUUUGAGGUAGAUGGACUUCUCUUCUACCACAAACAGACCCACUACAGCCCCGGAAGCACUCCCUUGGUGGGCUGGCUGCGCCCCUACAUGGUGUCAGAUGUCCUUGGUGUAGCUGUGCCGGCUGGCCCGCUGACCACCAAGCCAGACUAUGCUGGGCACCAGCUCCAGCAGAUUAUGGAGCACAAGAAGAGCCAGAAGGAAGGCAUGAAGGAGAAACUCACACACAAGGCCUCUGAGAAUGGGCACUAUGAGUUGGAGCACCUGUCUACUCCCAAGUUGAAGGGUUCUUCCCAUAGCCCAGACCACCCUGGAUGCCUCAUGGAGAAUUAAAGAGAGAAGCCUCCUUAAGGAGCCACAGGAUGGUACCUGGCCCCAAAAGGAAUCCUGGAGAGGAGGACAGUGACAACAGGUGACUUCAUUCUUUAGAGUGAACUUUCCAAACCCAGUCCAGCUGGAAACAGCUUAUCUAUAAUCUGAAAUGCUGGCUCAAACAGUUUGGGGAGGUUCCCAGAUUGCAUAGCAUUCAGAUUGAUUUGAGCAGCUCCUACUGUGAUAAGUGUAUUCCAGAUCCACAAUGUAAAUAUACGUGAUUUGUAAGAAA
This is a messenger RNA of Pongo pygmaeus (Bornean orangutan), 1808 nucleotides long. It is a transcript of the gene SNUPN, whose product is annotated as snurportin 1. Gene Ontology annotation, molecular function: nuclear import signal receptor activity; protein binding. The record is from RefSeq and is a predicted model, not a curated record. Gene Ontology annotation, biological process: protein import into nucleus; snRNA import into nucleus. Bases 428 to 1537 code for a protein of 369 amino acids. Lineage: Eukaryota; Metazoa; Chordata; Mammalia; Primates; Hominidae. The transcript has 9 exons. Gene Ontology annotation, cellular component: cytoplasm; nucleus.